Messenger RNA from Medioppia subpectinata, 2166 nucleotides. The record is from the annotation of a GenBank genome assembly. Lineage: Eukaryota; Metazoa; Arthropoda; Arachnida; Sarcoptiformes; Oppiidae.
GAAACGAUUAGUCCAUCUCAUUGUGAAAGUGGUGUGAAGGCCGACGACCACCUGUUGGCGGGCGGACUGCACACCGAUGGCCGCAACCACAAGUCGGACUCCUCUUCAGAUGAAGAGCGAAACAUCAAAACGGGUUCAAACACUUCAGUGCAAAACAUCAUGAGUCCCUCCUCUCAGUCACAAAAGCGACCGAUGAAUGCGUUUCUCAUAUUCUGUAAACGACACCGAAGUGUUGUCCGACAAAAGUAUCCGCAUCUCGAGAACAGAAGUAUUACUAAGAUAUUGGGCGAGUGGUGGGCCGCUCUCGACGGAGACCAGAAGCAAAAGUACACAGAACUCGCGCGUCAGUAUAAGGAGGCCUUCAUGAAAGCCAACCCUCACUUCAAGUGGUAUAAGACAACUGAUUUAAGGCCUCCAAUAGCGCCGCCAUCGCCACCACCCCCUCCACCACCAGUCGUACCGACCGUUUUGGUACAAAACACUCCGAGACCUGCGGCCCAACCAAAUCAAACUCAGUCCACACCUAAACCACCGAAAAAGCGUUAUUUAGAGAACUUAGAGAAUGGAGAAUACACUCGAGUUACAAACAAUGCAAACCAUAACGUGAUGUCCAAUGCGAACACAAAUGGCGGGCAAGCGAUGGGCACGAGUGGAUCCAAGUGUGCGAACAACGCCGGACCACCCAUUCUGGACAUAGAAACGGCAAAUCGAGUGAUUGAAAACGCUUUGAGUGGAUCUCUAUCAUUGAGCUGUUCGUCCAACGCUAACACAAACCGCGAACAGUCGGCCUUCAAUUCGGAUAUAAUUAACGGACACAUCAAUAGUGUGUUAGAGCAGCACUCGAUUGAGACCCGAGAACUGGAGGCACUCGAACGCAGUUCCCAUAAAGCGCGUGAAGAGCCACCCGUCGGGACCAGUAGUUCGUCGAAAGCAACCCAUAGUACAAGUGUUGACAAAAGUGCAACAAAUAGUAUCUCAAAUCCGGUCAUAGGAUCGCCUCAUAUGGCUUCCGAUGAGGAGGACAUGGAAGACGAUAACAGUGUAGACGACGAGAAACCAUUGAAUCUGUCGGCGUCUACUGUUCUCCGCACUUCCAAUCAGGACAUUAUCGACCACUUCAUCGAUAAGCUGUUGAGCACCGGAAUUGAAGGUUCUACAUCGUCUUCAUUAUCUUUGCCUUUCUCUUCGUCGUCACUCUCAUUGAUGUCUACAAACGAUGACAGGAAUAACAAAACCAUUAAUAAUGUGAUGAAUAAUAAUCACAGAAUUGUCAACAAUAAGAGUAAUAAUCAUAAUUUAAGUGACAAUACAAACCAUUGCAAUACUUUGAGCACAAAUACCGGUCCCAACAGCGCAUCCAAUAGAGCGCAGUCACGCAAAGACCGGUCCUGUAAAGGGAAGCGCUAUCUGGAGAUCCUAUCGGAGAAUAAGAUGGCCAAACGGAGCCGAACCGUGUCGUCGAUGUCGGCCAACAGCGACAAAGACGAGGGGUCUUCAGGAAAAAACCAGAGUUCAAAGGAGCAGUUGAACGGUGGGUGCGGUAGCGGUGGCUCUAAAUGGGUUUCGGGUGGCUUUGACUUAGAGGAACACAUCAAACAAUUGCCACAAUUAGGUGACACUCAUCUGCUCAACGCUCUCAGUCAUAGCAAAGCCAAUAAUAAGACAACUAUUAAUAGUUCUUUGAGUAGUUGUCCGAAGAGUGGUACCACUGAUGAUAUGACACAUCAUAUGAAACCAGACGCCACUAACAAUUGUGUUGUCAGUAAUGAGUCAAACAAUAAUUCAAUGAGUGAUAGAAGUAAUAGUGAUAACGAAGACAAUGAGAUGAAUGUGACGAAUGGCGACUCCAAUCAGUUGAUCCAAAAUACUCCAAAACAUUACACAACGGAUGCAAACGUUUCCAAAGCCACUGUUGAGACCGAAUUGAAACGCGUCGACAGUAAUGUCGAUAAAACACAAGACACGGACACUUCGGCCAAUCGAUCGUCUCGUGAAGACUCGAUUAAACACAAAUCAGCCGAAGAGUCGGUUGUCGUUAAUGUAAACAAUUCUUCAGACAAUACUUUAGUCAACAACUCGUUGUCGAGCUCUCAGGGAAUUGAAUUCAGUGACGGUUUGUCCGCUUUGGCAGAAGUGGCGCUCCAACAGCAGAGGAAUACCGUCUAA